Messenger RNA from Nicotiana tabacum (common tobacco), 2422 nucleotides. Its product is annotated as putative beta-1,4-xylosyltransferase IRX9H. Gene Ontology annotation, biological process: plant-type secondary cell wall biogenesis; glucuronoxylan biosynthetic process. Gene Ontology annotation, cellular component: Golgi membrane. Gene Ontology annotation, molecular function: xylosyltransferase activity; galactosylgalactosylxylosylprotein 3-beta-glucuronosyltransferase activity. The record is from RefSeq and is a predicted model, not a curated record. Lineage: Eukaryota; Viridiplantae; Streptophyta; Magnoliopsida; Solanales; Solanaceae.
AUUAGCCUCAGCAUCUUUGUCAUGUGCUGAGCUCUCAUGUACUAUUUGUUUCUCCCCUUCUCUCUCUUUAUACUUUCUCAAAACACUUUCAACUCAACUAUGCAUUUGAUUUAAAGUCCCAAUAAAAGUUCCUCUGUACCCCAAAAAAGAGAAACAAUUGGCUUAGUAAAUUGUUAAAAAAGAGGUUUUUACAUAGCCAAAUGAAGUGAGAAUUUUAUUGUUUCCUAUUCACUUGAGUAAAAAAUAUCAAAUACCCAAUUCAUAUUGAACAGAAAUGCAAUGACCCUUUUCAUUUGAGCUCAAGAUUUGGUCAUCUGAAGUUGAAAUCUGGUACUCCUGCUACUUUUGGCUAAUGGUUGGAGUGAAGGUAUUUUAAGCAAAUCAAUGGCUUCAAUUAGAAGAGCAUUGUCCCCAGUACCUCGCCCGGGGAAUAGAAUUAAUGGAGAAGCAUGUUCUGUUGCGUCUCCAUUGUCCAAGUCAUCGUCGUGUAAUCAAAGUUAUACACCAGCUGCAGGGUUUCUGUAUUCUUAUUUUGGUUCAUUGGAUUAUGCAUUCUAUAAAGUUCGGACAUUUGUAGUUGGUAUUUUGUCGCGAAGAUCAUCUAGGCCAUUAGAGAGGUCAAAGUUAAAGGGCCAAAUUUGGAGGAAAGCACUUCUCCAAUUUUUAAUGUGCUUUGUUCUUGGAGUUUUUAUUGGCCUCACUCCAUUUGUUUCUCUGAAUUUGUCAGCAAAUGUAAUGUCGAAACAUAAAACUUUCUCCUUUGAGGUGUUCCACCCUUACGAAAAUGGCAGCUUAUUUGCUGAUGUGUCUAGAAAUAUGACAUCAACUGUAAACAGUUCGGAUUUCCUUGAUAAUUCUACGUCAAGGACUAAUUUAAUAUACAGUGAAUUGAAAGCUGAAACUGCCGUCAAUGUGUCUGAUAACCAAUCGCUGGAUCAAGAUUUGACGGUGUCCAGAAAACUUUUGAUCAUUGUGACGCCAACAGAAGCACGGUCAUUUCAAGCUUACUAUCUAAACCAUUUGGCCCAUGUAUUAAAAUUAGUCCCGCCUCCUUUGUUGUGGAUAGUCGUGGAGAUGGACUUUCAGUCAACAGAGACAGCUAAUAUAUUGAGGAGAACUGGAGUUAUGUACAGGCAUCUCGUAUGCAAGAAGAACUCAACCGAAGUAAAGGAUAAAAGUGUGAACCUAAGGAAUGUGGCACUAAACCACAUUGAAACACACCGUCUUGAUGGGAUUGUUUACUUCGCAGAUGAUUCCAACAUAUACUCAAUAGAUGUCUUUGAACAAAUGCGGCAGAUCAGCCGGUUCGGGACAUGGGUUGUGGCAAGACUAGCUGAAAAUAAUAGGAAAGUUAUCUUGCAGGGUCCAAUCUGUAAUGGCUCUCAGGUUAUAGGUUGGCAUACAGAUGGAGCGGCAAAAAGAUUCCAGAGAUUCUACGCCGAGAUAUCAGGAUUUGCAUUCAAUAGUACAGUACUUUGGGAUCCAAUGAGGUGGAAUCAGCCAACACUAGAGCCCAUUAGGCAGCUCGAUAUAGUUAAAGGUGGCUUCCAAGUGAGCUCAUUUAUUGAACAAGUUGUGGAAGAUGAAAGCCAAAUGGAAUGCUUUCCGACGCACUGCUCAAGAAUCAUGGUUUGGCAAUUUGACACAGAACUGCUCUAUCCGUACCCUCAUGAGUGGUGGGUAAAGAAUUACUCAGGCACUAUUACUGCAAGUGUGUGACAAUAUCGACAUAGACAGACUGCAGUUCUACAGCGUAAACAAGGGAGAAAUAUUUAAGAUUACGAGCAUCUACUACAAAUAUAUAUCCCGACUGUCCGCUGGUCGUUAUAGGAAUGCUGCCUCCCCACUUUUCUUGUUACAAGGGAACAUUUCUGUACAGUUUCUGAGUUCGUCGCACUUUACAGAUCUGGCUAUUAAGUGGAAAACCCCAAUAAGCCAGGUUGUAUACUGAUUGGUGAGAAGAUAUCAUGGUCAUCUACACAAAUGUAGAGUUGCAAAGUAUCCGGCCAAGUCUUUCGACUAAAGAUUUUUCUCAAUACAACUAAAUGGUUCAAUGGAGGAUUCAAACCCCAUUGAGCAGCUUGCAGAUUAGUUGCUAGACUUGUGCAUAGAUAUAUCAAGAUGCUACUUAUUAACUUUGCAAGAUUGACUGUAAUGUUUAAUGCUUUCUUGAUGUAGAUUGUGUACUAGAGGUUUCAUUUUUAUGGCUGUUCUUUUAAAGAGCUAAGGAGAGGUUUUCUUGAUUGUAAGAUGAAAACCACAACGUACCCAAUGUAAUCCCACAAGCGGGGUCUGGGGAGGGUUGUGUAUACGCAGACCAUAUCCCUACCUUGUGGAGAUAGAGAGACUGUUUCCAAUUGUAAGAUGAAAACUAUGUAAUACGAAACAGCCUAGCUAAUCAGAAACGAGCCAAUUCAAUUAA